AUUUGGAAAGGGAGAAUAAGGCGGGAUAUAAGCAGGCUUGUAACCGCGCGACUCAAUGAGCUCUUUUACCUCAGUACCUGUAUGUUUGGAUGCAUUAUCCAUAAUAAUAUAUCUGCCUAUGACAGUAAAAUAUGUUGGUGAAAAGGCGAAUGAAUUUAGCAACGACCCAGUGACUCUUGGGACAACCUUAUCUUUCAUAUUUCUCUCAUCUAAAAUAUCCAAGACGCACUCAAUGAACUCUACGAAAUGCAAACAUAGGCGGCAAGAAAGAAGUCAAAGAAGAAGACAGCAAAGAAGCCAACAAAUACAGGUUCAUUCCUGAUGUAUUCUGCCAACAAUUUUGGUAUUCAGUAGGUCAACUAGUAACGGGCAAGCAAGUUACUCCUAAAGCAACAUUGUCCUAGGACAUAAAGCAGUAUUAUACAGACUUCAAGGCCAAGUUCCCUACUAUCGAAGUAAACACAAGCUGACCGUGGGUUAUAGUCAUUGACUUACAGAGGCAGUAAAGGAAUUGAGCAUCUUACACGAACUCCAUUGUAGA
Messenger RNA from Mycotypha africana, 541 nucleotides. RefSeq lists its product as uncharacterized. Bases 56 to 322 code for a protein of 88 amino acids. The record is from RefSeq and is a predicted model, not a curated record. The transcript has a single exon. NCBI's taxonomy places the organism in Eukaryota, Fungi, Mucoromycota, Mucoromycetes, Mucorales, Mycotyphaceae.